Molecule: messenger RNA, 1128 nt
Organism: Nannizzia gypsea CBS 118893
Lineage: Eukaryota; Fungi; Ascomycota; Eurotiomycetes; Onygenales; Arthrodermataceae
Exons: 1
Coding region: 1-1128 (375 amino acids)
Source: RefSeq, a predicted model, not a curated record
AUGUUCAGGCUGGGAAGCAUUGCUGCCAGGCUUCGCUGCCGGCCUUCUUUCUCUUGUGUCCUCCAGCAAGGGUCACAGCAAACCCAGCUGCAGAAGAGCGCCGGCUUCUCCUCGGCGGCUUCACUACAUCAGAAUCAGAAGGCAGCCAGCGAGAGCGAGAGCGUAUGGGGUUUAAAGAAGAACAACCCCGAUUACUGGGAAGGGUACCUGUCCACACGUCCAUCGUAUGGCGAUGAAUUUUACAACCGCAUAUACAAAUACCAUGCCUCGCACGCCGGGUCAUCGCCAGCCUCGUUCUCAGUCGCACAUGACGUCGGCGCCGGACCAGGCCAGGUAUCAGCCCAGCUCGCCCGCAGAUACUCCCAUGUUGUCGUGAGCGACGUCUGCGAGAACCACCUCGAGUAUGCCCGCCACUAUCUCUCUGCGGACGCCGGCCUGCCGCCGUCGCAGUUCACAUACUCCGUCUCAACAGGCGAAGAACUGGGUGCCAAAUUCCCGCGUGCGUCCGCAGACCUCAUCGUCUGCCCCCUGAUGUUCCCGUUGAUGGACCGAGACGCUGCCCUGGAGAGCUUCCAAUCCCUUCUCAAGCCCAACGGGACGCUCGCUGUCUGGUUCUACAGCCGAGCUCACUUCUCAGAGCCAGAGUAUGCGCAAACAUGCCAGCCCCUGCUAGACCGGAUCAUCAACAACCAUUACGCCCGGGAGAUCCAGGGCAACGGGCCAGAACACUCGGCCAAAUGGAAGCCUGUAGCAGACUCGAUAGCAAGCUGGCUGGACGACAUCCCCUUUGUAGACGGCCAAUGGCACUCCGUCGAACGGUGGAAGUGGAAUAGCAGCUGGACGAACAUGGGAUUCUUUACACAGGAUGCAUGCGACUUCAAGCUGGAGCCGACGAGCAGUGUAGGGGAGAAGGACAAGGUCAUUAAAAUCGAGGACAGGGGUCUCUGGCGGAAGGAUUGGGACGCCGGCCAGCUUCGCAAGUUCGUGCGCCAUCUCUGCCCCUUCAGAGACCUGGAUGAGAAGCCGACGGAGCAGACAUGGACGGAGCUGACCAAGGCGAUGGGCGGCGCCCAAGCCAAAAGAGCCUUUUCGUGGCCACUGGUGCUUAUUCUCGCAUCCAGAAAGUGA